UAGCAGGUGAUCUGUAAAUCUGGUGGCACCUCCUGUGUGCUUCCUGUGAAAAAGAUCUCUGCUGGUUAUUUGAACACUGGCAGAGACUUGUUGAACACUCAGCUAGACAGAUAUAGCAGCAGCUGGAGAAACAGUAUCCUAAACGGGCACCACAGUAUUCAGACUUUUAGACUUCUCUGCUGUACCAUUGCUCUUCAAGAUCUUUCUGGAUAAAAAGACCAACAGGACAAAAUGGAGAUUACACUUGAAAAUGACAAAAACAGCUCCUCAAACUUUGAGUACAAGGGUGCUCACCAGGCAUUCAGGGACCGCUGGAAAGGGACAGAUGACACCAUGUGUCGCCACAGCAUGUCCUUUCACCUACACCACACACUGAGGAGUGAGUUCUUUGCCAGCUACCUGUACCUGCUAGAGAAGGUUCCACUGGUAAAGCUGUUCCCAGUCACCUGUGAGUACAUCAAAGGAGAGAAACAGUUCUACUACAGAGCUCAGAAGUUCUACGAGGAUGUUCCUGCCUCAGAGGAGGGCAUGAUGGGAGAUUUCGUAGAAAUAUCCAAUGUUGAUCUGGAAGGUUCCCUUCAGUUUUUGAAGAGGUUCGUGGGGCCCGGUAGUGCGGGCACACAGUGUGCUCUGGAUUGUGGCUGUGGGAUCGGGCGGGUAGCCAAAGGUGUGCUCCUUCCCGUGUUUGAGAAACUGGAGAUGGCAGACAUGAUGGAGCACUUCCUGCUCCAUGCACAUGAGGAGUACCUGGGUGACGAUGCUGACCGUAUUGAGACCUACUACUGCUACAAUCUGCAAGAAUUCACCCCUCCACAAAACAAGUAUGAUGUCAUAUGGAUGCAGUGGGUGGCAUGCCACCUAACAGACAAGGACCUGAUGAACUUCUUGUUUCGCUGCAAAAAGAGUCUGCGUCCAAAUGGUGUUAUCAUAAUCAAGGAUAAUAUGGCUAGGCAAGGCUGCAAGCUGGACCCCAUCGAUAGCAGCAUUAGCCGCCACCUGGACAUCAUGAAGACCAUCAUUGCCAAGGCUGGACUGGAGGUCCUGGCUGUUGAGAGACAGGGAGGCUUCCCAGAGAUCAUUAUGCCUGUCUGGAUGAUUGCUAUGAAAUAGAAGAGACAAUUUUAGUGCAAACAGCUUAAGCUUGUGGUUUGCUUUGAUAACACAAAGGAAAAUUCAGCUCAUAGCUGAGUUCACUUGAUAUUUCAGGAUUUUUUUCUGCUGUUUUGCUGAAAAGCAGAACAACAUAGCUAGAAAUCUUAGCAGUGUAAUCAAUCUAUAAAUGUUGAAAAAGCAAUGUGGACAGCAUGAUGGCAACCAAGGGGAUUUUAUGGAGACUGGGGCAUUUUUUUUUCUUAAGGCCACAGUAUACACACACAGUAUAAGACAGCAUCCUGUAUGUCAGCAGAUUCAUACUUUUAUCUCUUUAUAUCUUUAUUACAUCAAUGAUCUUGAUCUUGUGGUUCAGACUAGUUUUGAACUAAAUCAAACAUCAACACCAAAUAUGAAUCAUGUAAGGUUUAAUAACAAAACGUUGCACAAACUUGUAAUAUAUAUCUGGAUACAUUGUCUGGAAAAUGGCAUAUUAUUUUUGUUAAUAAUAUGUUAUUUUUGUUGCAUGCAGUGGAUGGAUACAGAUACCAUGCCAUUUCAAUUGGUUUUGCUAAGGUGUAAACUAACUUUUAAAAGCUUUGUUUAGAAAACUUGACAGUAAACAGCUGGGAUGGUUCAGUAUGUCAUCAUACUGUGUAUUCUGGGAAUGCUUAACAGUUAGGAAGUACGGUGGCCCCCUAGAGACAAAGCACGUACAAACUCCAAAACAUGUACAAACUGCUCCAUGAUGCUAGGGGCAGUGUUUAGCUUGAUUUGCAAAAUAAAUGGCAAGUUUGUUGCAAACACAGGGCGUUGGAUACCGGCGGGAAACACCUGCAAGGAUAGAACAACCACGCUUUAUAAGAAAGGUAAUAUGCAAACUGUUGUUUGUUUAAUUUGUUUUUAAUUACUAUGAACGCUUAGCUUAAUGUGGAGUCAAAUCUGACGUUAACAAACAGUCAGUGUGCUUUGCUCAGAGAGAAGCUCAACACUGCCCCUAUUGUGCUGGAACUCUUCUGUUGUGUUUUGGAAUUUGUACUUGCUUCUGAGUUUGUACUUGCUUUGUCUCUAGGGGCCACCAUAAAGAAGCACUGGCAGAACUAGAAAAUGCUGUAGAGGUCAGACACCUAGCUUGGGCAAGCCGAUUCCUCAGAACAAUUUUUAACUUUUUAGCCAAGCUAACCUUAUCAUAGUUUCAGUCCAGUCAAAGCUAACUGUUUGCAUAAAGUAAUAUUAUAAAUGUAGAGCAGUAUGCCAUUCAAAACAGCACCAAACUAGAAUGUUUCCACAAAGUGGAAAAUUACAAAUGAAUCACAUCCCAACUGGGAGUAUUUUAAUUUCUCAGUUUAAUUAGUCAUUGUGAUCUGCGUGUAAAACAGGGAUGACAGAUCUCUGUCUGAAAUUACAUAGACUCUUACAGCAUAUGUUGGCAUGUUUAUAGAGCUGAUGUGGAGACAGUCGUUUUUUGGGGAAAAAUAAUAAUAGAUAUUAAUUUAAAAAAAGCAAAAAAACAAUCACACCCAAAGAUUGCAACUCCCCCCAAAGGGCAAGGGUAAUACUAAAACUUGGAUAUUUCAUGCUGAUGUUAGCAUUGGUCCCCAAUAAUGACAUCUGUAUUGGUUUCAUACAUCAUUUGUGCUGAUGUCAACAUUGUUAACAUGGAAAUCUAGUGUAAUAUACUCAUUUUUUCUGUUGUAUUGUAUUGUUGCAGACUUUCGAGAGUUCCCUCAAGUGAUCCUAUUUUAUAGAUGCUAGUUGUUUUUUCUGUAUAGGAAGGGCUCAUCUGUGUAGUUUCUUGACAAACAGUUUCAAUGGAAGGAGGCAGAAUCAGAUAAGCUCUCCAAAUCUCGAUCAUAGUUAUUUAUUUCUGAAUAUCACCACAGAUCUUGUCUGGCUGGACUGACUGUAAUCUGCUUGCAAACUGCAAGACAUUUACAGUCCUUUUAUUUUAGACCUCUUCUCUUUGUUAAAAUCCUUAUUAAAAAUAAUAAACUGAAUUCAUUUUUAUAACCAAAUCUGGGCAGACACACUAGAGUUCUCUAGGAAGUACAAAAUUUAUCAAACACAACCACUAAAACCAUUUUUCUUCUGUUCAGUGUGCAGUCAGUUGUAAAUAUUUUUGCCUUUGUGUAUUUUUAAAAAAUAAUAAAUUAUCAUGUAAUAUUGCAGAUUAAUAGAUGUGUCAUGUUUUCCAUGCUUUUAUCGAAUCAUACUGUAUAUUUGUUUUGAUAUGAAAACUAGUUUUAGCUGGACCAUUUUUGUAAAAGAAAACGUCAAAUUGAAAGCUAACAGUAGCUUAGCCAACAGACUAACAGUAGAAGCAGCACAUUGUUUUAAACUAAUGAUUUUCAGCUGGGCCCUUGAGGUGAAUGUGGGGGUUAUUUCCUGAUUUUGACAGACAGUGCCUGUUUUCAUAUCUGCCCUGGCUUCAUUUCAGGCCUGUCAGAUGUUGUCUGCUUAAGACACAUCCAGGAGUCACCACAAAUAUUUAAUAUUUGUGUGUGCAAGCGCUCAACAGGAGUGGUACAGAGCUGGGCCAUCCAGAGAUUUUUAUGAAAGAAUAGUUUGUCAGUGAGUAGGCUGGCACUGAGAAAGUACAAAAUCAUUAAAGCGUUCAAGGGGCAAUGGCAUGAGAUGAACUCUGUAGCAUGUUUCUCUCGUCAGAAUGACUCUUUUAAGAUGUGAAUAGACCAAACACAUUUUCCACAUCCUGUAUGAAUUAAAUAUCUAAAAUACCACAAAG
Molecule: messenger RNA, 3832 nt
Organism: Pundamilia nyererei
Lineage: Eukaryota; Metazoa; Chordata; Actinopteri; Cichliformes; Cichlidae
Gene: ntmt2
Product: N-terminal Xaa-Pro-Lys N-methyltransferase
Exons: 4
Coding region: 232-1110 (292 amino acids)
Biological process (GO): N-terminal protein amino acid methylation
Cellular component (GO): cytoplasm
Molecular function (GO): N-terminal protein N-methyltransferase activity
Source: RefSeq, a predicted model, not a curated record